AUGGAUAUUUUACCUGAGGACUACGAUGCACAAUCGCAAGGAAGCCCUGAUGCAGAGUGCGAAGUGCUUGAACUCCGCGAGCAAAUCGCCAUGCUCACCAAACAGUUCUACCAGGAGAGACAACAAUGGCUUGAAGAGAAGCGACGGCUUCAAGAAGCAACAAAGCCUAUACAGCCGGCGUCUUCUUUGCAAUUCCAGCAAACAGACGACUUGGGACGAACAGGCUCAAGGCUCACACACCAGCGGAUGAGCUCGGGCAUGUUCCUCGGCAGCGAAGCUGGUAGCGAAGCCGUAUGUGAGGAUGCAAGCCAGGGCGGUCUUAGCGCUAGGGAGCCUUGCAGCUCUUUUUGUUCAUCGUGCCAGUCGACGAGGAGCGCCAGCCCAAACCAGACAGGCUCUGCCGCGGGGUCGUCGUCAACCGCUAGCAUGGACACGAGCGGGACUAAGCCGGAGCUCCUGCUUACGCUGACGGACUUGCGGCGGCAGCUGGAGGAGAGCCGGCGGCAGCAGGACUCGGCCUCCAUGCGUUGGGCUCUGGAGCGGGAGGCCCUUCAGCGCCAGAUCCAUGCGUUAAUCAGCAUGUCGGCCGACACCACGAGUGGAGGUCUGCAAGAUGGCGGAGGAUUGGAGAGUGGGGCCGCGGACGGCAUCCUGACCCGCGGGUCACUUGGUCACACGGGGCACGAGGGGGAGCGCGAGGACGAGGAUGGACUCCUGCCUUCGGAGCGGGUUUCAAGUCUGGAGAUGAUGGUGGAGGAGCUCCAGUCCUGGAGUAAGGGGCAGGGCCAUGAGGCCAACCCAGUGGUCGUACGUCGUACGCCUGAGCUGCUGGAAAAGCAGCUGUGUAUGCUGUCCUCGAGUGGGCGCGCGGAGCGGGACAACCUGGUGGCGCAGCUCAGGGUGCUGGCAGCGGACGCCACACGCGCUCGGCGAGAGACCCGUGGGACGGUCGAAUUGGUGCCCUGUCCGGCGCUUACGCCACAGACCUCCGCGCCGGCGGCUGCUGCUGCUGCGACGCCGUCGUUGACGCCGCGGUCUCGAUCGCCGUCGCCGGUAUUUGCCACCCUGCGUCGCCGCAGCAGCAGCAGCACCAGCCACCCCAGCGGCGGUGGCGGUGGCGGUCUCUCGACCUUCCAUGCGCCUACGCUGCGUGAUAGUGUGAGUGCGGCGGAGCUGUUGGCGGAGAAGGCGGUUUUGGAACGAGAGCUGCGGCGCUACCGCGAGGAGUGUGUGGCGGUGCCGCGGGCUGAGUAUGCGGAGCUGAGCUCGUUGCGCAACCAGAUGGCUUUCAUGGAGACUGAGAUGGAGCAGCUGAGAGGGGAGGUGGAGGAGGCGGUCAAGAUGAGGGAGGCGGCGGAGGCGGAGAUGGCGGAGGCGCUGCAGGACUGUGUGGCGGUGCCCCAGGACGAGUACCAGAGGCUCCUCUGUGUGGAGGCAGAGUCCCGGGCGCGCGAGGCCGUGUGUGCGAUUGAGGCCGCCUCGCCUGCCGUACUGCACAGCAACACGCAGUCGGUGCCGCUGGAGGAACAUCGCCGACUGCUGGCGGCCGUGCAGGAGCGGGACGCUUUGGCGGAUCAGAUUACGGCUCUGCAGCAGAAGCUGGUUUCAGCCAAGUCGGAGGCGCAGGCGGCAACCGCGGCGCAGAAGGACGCGGAAGAAGCCGCGGCGGCGGCGGCGGCGGAGGUGGAGGCGGCCGCUGACGCCAGCGCGAGCGCUGCCGCCGCCGCCGCGGCUGCCGACGCGGCCGCGACGCAGUUUGAGCUGGUGGCGCUUCGGGAGCAGUUGGCGGCGACGGUGGAGGCCGCGGUGGCGGAGUCCAAGCGGCUGGGAAUGCAGGUUUCGGAGCUGUACGAGGAAUUGGAGAUGCUUCGAAACCGGAAUUUGGAGCUGGAGGCGGAGGCGGAAGCGGCACGCCAUGCACUGGCUUCGGGACAGGUGCAGGCGAGUGGCAAGGCGCAGGCGGCCGCGGCGGCCGCUGAGAAGGCGCACUCGGUCCUUUUGGGGGAGCUGCACGGGCUGAAGAGCAGGAUUGCGGAGCUGGAGGAGGAGCUUGGUGAAGCGCGGAGAGCGGUGGGGGCAGCUGAGGAGGAGAGAAACAACUUAUCCAUGGAGCUGGCGGCGGAGGAGGAAGAACGGGUCGGUGCAGUAGUUGGCGGCAUUGCUGGCGGCUAUGACGGGGUCGAGGACGGCGGCGGCGACAACUACGCGGCGGCGGCGGUGCCGGGGGCGAUGGAGGGAUUUGAGGAGGGGGAAUCUGAUGACGUGUAUGACGUACAGUCUCGUCUACGCAUCCUGCAGGAGGAGCUCGAGGCCAUGCGGAGGGCACAGCAGGCAGCCCAGGAGGAGAACGACGUGCUGAUGCGGGAGGCGGAGGCGGUGCGUCAGGCCUUGGCGGAUACCCAGGCUGCGCGGGAGGCGGCGGAGGCGGCGGCCGCCGCCGCCGCCGCCGCGUCGGAGGCGGCAGCCCGCGAGCUCGACGCCACCAAAGUUCAGCUGGCGGAGGCUCAGGCGCUGGAACAGCUGUUCAACUCCAAACGUGAGUGCUUCCAGCUUUCCAGGCGGGUGGUUCGCGGUCUGCCGCCGGAGUGGUUGGCGACCGUGGGCUCGACUGCCGCCGCCGCCACCACGGCAGCGGCGCCGGCGCCGGGUGGCGGCGGCGGCCACGCCUUUGAACGUCUCGGAUCUGGAGGGACUCUGCUGACAUCUGUGCCGUUGCCAGCAGAGGCGGUAGUGAGCGAGGAGGAGGAGGAAGAGGAGGAGGUUGUGUAG
Volvox carteri f. nagariensis is the source of this 2769-nucleotide messenger RNA. RefSeq lists its product as uncharacterized. Bases 1 to 2769 code for a protein of 922 amino acids. The record is from RefSeq and is a predicted model, not a curated record. The transcript has 15 exons. Lineage: Eukaryota; Viridiplantae; Chlorophyta; Chlorophyceae; Chlamydomonadales; Volvocaceae.